Phycomyces blakesleeanus NRRL 1555(-) is the source of this 321-nucleotide messenger RNA. RefSeq lists its product as hypothetical. The transcript is spliced from 2 exons. The record is from RefSeq and is a predicted model, not a curated record. NCBI's taxonomy places the organism in Eukaryota, Fungi, Mucoromycota, Mucoromycetes, Mucorales, Phycomycetaceae. Bases 1 to 321 code for a protein of 106 amino acids.
AUGUUGAAUGCUCAAAACACAGAAUCAAGCAUUAGUUCAACUGCUUUUGAAGGGGUUGUAACUGAAAGGGUCUCUGUCUUCAGCUUCUCUGUAUCUUCUGGAAGUACUUCCAGAAAAUACGACCUACCAGAUAAGAACCAUAACCCUGGGUCAUGGAUUCUCUCGACCACAGCAAUAGAGUCUCUAAUGGCCAUACAUCUGACUGGAGGUUAUAAAGAAGCUGCUGAAGAUAUGUACACAGUAGCUGCUAGAAUUGUACAAAAUGUGAUGAACAGCACAUUUGAAGUAUACUUCAAAAAUAAGCAAGUUAUUUCUGCAUAG